Messenger RNA from Canis lupus familiaris (dog), 1015 nucleotides. It is a transcript of the gene GOLT1A, whose product is annotated as golgi transport 1A. Gene Ontology annotation, biological process: retrograde transport, endosome to Golgi; endoplasmic reticulum to Golgi vesicle-mediated transport. The transcript is spliced from 6 exons. The coding region runs from base 364 to 696 and encodes 110 amino acids. The record is from RefSeq and is a predicted model, not a curated record. NCBI's taxonomy places the organism in Eukaryota, Metazoa, Chordata, Mammalia, Carnivora, Canidae. Gene Ontology annotation, cellular component: endoplasmic reticulum; membrane.
CGGGUCCGCCUAGUGGCCGCCGCCCCCUGGCGUCCAUCCUGGGUACCAGCGCGAAGCCCGCGGGCUGCACCUGCAGGAUGAACUGCGGAGUUUUCCGAAGAGAAACACGGAUUCCAAGGCUUCCCACAGCCGCCGUCGGACCGGAAUAGGAGCCCGGGAGCCGAGGCCCCCUCCCCUGUACCGUCCGGGUCCUGCGGGGAGCUCGGCGGCAGCUGGACCCGGCGUCGGCAAGGAGCGGGGCGCUGGGGGCAGGUGGGCCUCGCCUCCUCCAGGGUCAGCUUCCCUGGAGCAGGCACAGGCCUGGCCCCCUCCGCUCCUCGCCCCGUGGCACUUCGACGGGAAGGCCCCCAGGCAGCCUGCGGCAUGAUCUCCAUCAGCGAGUGGCAGAAGAUUGGUGUGGGUACCACUGGCUUCGGCAUCUUCUUCAUCCUCUUUGGAAUACUCCUGUACUUUGAUUCGGUGCUCCUGGCCUUCGGAAACAGGCACAAGCUCAAAGGGACCAGUUUCUUCUUGGGGGGUGUGGUCAUCGUGCUUCUCCGCUGGCCCCUCCUGGGCAUGUUACUGGAAACCUAUGGAUUUCUAAGCCUCUUCAAGGGCUUUUUCCCUGUCGUCUUUGGCUUCCUGGGCAAUGCCUCUGACAUCCCCUUCCUGAGUGUGCUGUUCCGGAGGCUUCAGGGCACCAGCUCAAUGGUCUGAACAGCAGGGAUGAGCUCCUUGAACUUGGAUCAUUGGUCGAGGGGGCUGGAAAGGAAAUGGGGGCCGCCCCCACCCUGCAUUGACUCAUCUCCCCCAUCAUACUCAGACCUCUCCAAGUCCAGACGGAAGGACAGAGUUAAAUGACUGACCUCAGAUCCCCAAGUCACCUCAAAAGGCUGUGGGCAUGUUUGACAGCAGAGAUGAGGUGGGGGGCAGGUGUGGACACCAAGACCAGACUGGGGCUGGUAUCAUAUCCUGCCCUGUAUUUCUGGGAGGAAAGCAAAGAUUAAAUCGCCAAGCUGUGUGUCUGAGACUCGAA